CGCUUUGUAUUGCCUACUGAUGGGACAUCUGUCCAAUUUUCGGCUGCAUUUGUUUUUUUCAUGAUUGUAGUUGUAAACAGUCACCUGUGCAUUUAAGCUGAUUAUCUCGACCGAAUGGCGACUGCGUCAAGUCUGCUGAUGAGGUGAGCGGCCGCGUGUUUAUGCUGAGCUAAUAUGUAUACCAUAGAUCAUCAAAAUAUGAAAUGGUAUUCAUAAUGGAAUUGUCUAUGCAGGUAGUGCUGAUGUAUUGUAUAUAAAGUUGGACCUAUGUACAAAAUGUGCUCCUCUGUCGAAAAACACCGAAAACAUUUUGUUUACCAAAAAAAAAAAUUUUUUUACUCAACAAAAAAAAAUUUGCUAUCCACAAAGUCAUUAAGUCGCUAUGCGCCUGUGUAAGAGACUCUUAUCUCAUCGAGCUGUCUAUCAGCUUUGACAUACAAAUUACCUCAGACGUGUGGGUACAUAUGCCGGGACUACAGUACAUUCUAUGAUAGUACCGUACAUUGUCUCAUCUCUCGCAGUUUAUGACAAACUACGGGCAUUUAUGCAGUCACUGUCAGCAGCGCACCAGCAGAGUGACGCGCAAUUACGAGAGACGCGCGGCGAAGCUAUACUAAUCAGUGAAGUGAAGAAAGCAUAUACAUAACUAAAUUGUUAGAGGUCCGCGAUUUCCUCGGCUCAGCGUUAAAUGUGGUAAAAUCGCAAUAGCACGCUGUUGCCUGUGCUGCCUUUGUUUUUGGAACCUAAUGAUUGGUUUAACGGUAGUUUGAGUUGAUACGCGUCAUUAGUCAGCUCGCGCGCGCAAUCUGCUAUUUAGUUGAGUUUAGUCACUCGCCGCACAGACGACUAAAUUCGCAAAUUCAUAGACGCGUACGCGUACUCAACGCCUCACCACCCCCCACCUCACGCUGCUCGGAACCACUCCAGACGCGGCGAACGGCAAACAUUCCUUAAUAUAUACAUAUAUGUACAAGUACAUAUGUUUGUUUGUUUUAAUUGUACAUUAAAUUUGAUUUGCUUUCGAACGCAAUUGUGUUGACCUUUCCCCCAAAUUGUGCGCGCGUGUGUAUGUAAAUAUUUUAGUGAAAAAAAUUAAAUAAAUAAAAAUUUUAUGAAAAAGUGUGAAAUUCGUGAAAAAUUCGUUUUUGUUCCCAACCCAACAAAUAAGUUUUGUUGUUAUUGUAAUACAAAAUUUCUUUCGCUCAAAAGUUUAAAGUGAAAAAAAGUUAUGAAGAAAGCGCUCAGCACCGCCCAAGAGGAUGAGGCGUCUGAGCAGGGUGCUGUAGGCGACCAAGCGCGUCGCACGCCGCCGCGUCUCGUGCAAAUGGGUCGCGCUUUCUCCGAAAUGUCUCCGCUGAAUCCCGCCUCCGCUUCGCCCUCCAGUCGCAGCGCGUCGAGCGCGGCUGCUGGCGUCGCUUUGCAAAUUCGCCGUGACUCUGGCAACUAUGGCAGUAUGUUUCCUUUUGGCUUUUUGCGUCUAUCCCUACAAAAAACCGGAAGCUCGAUACAGCAUCUCAAUCGCUACGGAGAUUCUAUGGGUUCACUAGCACAUCGAGCGCUCCUACAAUAUGUGGAAAAUAAUGACCUGUCCGGUUUGCGCGCUAUCUUAGAUAGUAGGCAUUUAUCCGUCGAUGAUCGUGAUGAGAAUGGCACCACUGGACUUAUGGUUGUUGCUGGACGUGGCUUAACUGUUUUUGUGCGCGAAUUCUUGGCACGCGGCGCAGAUGUCCAAGCGGAGGACAAUGACAAUUGGACGGCACUUAUAUGCGCGGCCAAGAAUGGUCACUUCGAUAUCGUACAACUGCUCAUCGAUCACGGCGCCGAUAUUGAGCAUCGUGAUAUGGGCGGUUGGACGGCAUUAAUGUGGGCCGCUUAUCGUGGUCACACCGAUCUGGUGCGUUUCCUGCUCGAGAAAGGCGCAGAUGUGAAUGUACAUGGCAAUUAUCAUUUGGGUCCGCUGCUGUGGGCAGCAGGUCGUGGCUUCAGAGAUAUUGUUGAAUUGUUGGUGCAACGCGGUGCUAAGGUGAAUGUCGGCGAUAAGUAUGGCACAACAGCGCUGGUGUGGGCGUGCCGCAAAGGCAAUGCUGAGAUUGUCGAUACGCUACUAAAGGCCGGUGCUAAUGUCGACACAGCUGGCAUGUAUUCGUGGACGCCGCUGCUGGUGGCCACCUCAGGCGGGCAUACAGACUGUGUUACUUCGCUGCUGGAGAAGAAACCCAAUGUUAAUGCGCUGGAUAAGGAUGGCAUGACCGCGUUGGCGAUUGCGAGUCGUGAGGGCUUCCAAGAAAUAUGCGCGGCUCUGAUCGCCGCUGGCGCUUACAUCAAUAUUCAAGAUCGCGCCGGCGACACACCCCUCAUACAUGCCGUCAAAGGUGGUCAUCGCGGCGUUGUUGAAGCGCUACUUAAAAAGCAUGCUGAUGUUGAUAUACAAGGCAAGGAUCGGAAAACUGCUAUAUACACGGCAGUUGAGAAGGGCCAUACGCAUAUAGUUAAGAUACUCUUGUCCACCAAUCCCGAUCUCGAGGCGGCGACUAAAGACGGUGAUACCGCGCUGCUACGCGCCGUGCGCAACCGUAAUCUGGAAAUGGUGCAAAUGUUGUUGGAUCGCAAGGCAAAGGUGACGGCGAGCGAUAAACGUGGCGACACUUGCUUGCACAUUGCCAUGCGCGCGCGUUCCAAAGCAAUUGUUGAGGCAUUGCUGCGCAACCCCAAGAACAGUCAACUCUUGUACAGAGCGAAUAAGGCUGGUGAGACGCCAUACAAUAUUGAUACCAUACAUCAAAAAACUAUAUUGGGACAAGUAUUCGGCGCGCGUCGUCUCAAUACGAAUGAAGACUCGGAAGGCAUGCUCGGCUAUGAAUUGUACUCGUCCGCUUUGGCUGAUGUAUUGAGUGAGCCUACGCUAACCACACCCAUUACGGUCGGUUUGUACGCCAAAUGGGGUAGCGGUAAAAGUUUUCUGCUUAACAAACUACGAGAUGAGAUGAAUAAUUUCGCUCGCCAGUGGGCGGAACUGCCCAUCAAUACGAGCGGCUUGAUGUUCCUGGUUAAUCUGCAUAUCGCGUUAGUGCUAGGCACCGUAGUCGGCCUAUCUUCGUGGUCUGCCAUGUGGGGCAGUAUAGCAGCAGUGCUUUAUUUAGUGUUCACAUACCUCCUGCUUGCCAGUAUUAAUUAUGCUAAUAACCAUAUGGAUGUCUACUGGGCAUAUUCGGUGCAACAUGGUAUUAUGAAGCGCUUUGGUCGUCUGCGUCUAAUAUUACAGGUGGCAUUCUGUCAUCCGCCUGGUGCGCAAGCGGACACACAAGCGAAACCGGUGCGUUUUCACUUUGCUGAGGCGAGCAGCGCGUCGCCUACGGGCGAGAGCGCGGUUACGCAUAUGUUGGCUGCGCUCUAUGAGGCCAUCGAAUCGCACUAUGGCUGGCUGUCUACACGCUUGUAUCGCGCUUUUCGUCCUAAAGCGUUGAAAGUGACAUCCGGUUGGCGCUGGCGUCGCAUGUGUUGCAUGCCAAUUGUGAUUGUUUUCGAGUUAUGUCUAUUAACACUUAUUACGGGUAUCUCACUCGUGGUGGCGUAUUUCACGUACGCUUCGGCUGAGGAAAAAGAAAGGAUACUCGUUUCGCUUUAUGUAAUUUGCGCGAUAUUAGUGACUAUUAUUUGCACGAAUUUACAUGGACUGGCGAAGGCAUUCGGUUCGCUCUUCAUUUCACAAGGACGCCAUUUGCGUCGUUCGGUGCGUCUUAAUGAGGGUGCGCCACUGACUGCAAUGGGCGCCGAGGUGGCUCUCAUGACCGAUAUGGUGAAGUGCCUGGAUGCUUUUACGAAUCAGCAAAGCCGCCUUGUGGGCGUUGUAGACGCUUUGGAUUCCUGUGAUACGGAGCGCAUACUUUGCGUGCUCAACGCCAUACAAACGUUGCUCUCCUCGCCGAAUCGUCCAUUUGUUUUGCUUAUCGCUGUCGAUCCGCAUGUAAUUGCCAAAGCAGCAGAGGCUAAUAGCAGACGUCUCUUCACCGAAGGUGGCAUUGGCGGCCACGAUUUCUUGCGCAAUCUAGUGCACUUGCCGGUGUAUUUGCAGAAUUCUGGUUUGCGUAAGGUGCAACGCGCUCAAAUGACCGCUAUGCUCUUCAAACGCAACUACAGUGAAUUCCCCAAUGAAGAUGGUCCCACACUGGGACAUUCGGUGUCGGCGCGUCGCUUGUCCAAUGCAUCGGAAAUAAUGUCCAGUCAAGAGAAAUUGCGCACCUCGCAUAAUCCCGGGCGCAGCGGAAAGAAGAUGCGUCUCUCCGAAUCGGUGGCCAGUUCGAUUGGAUCGAAUUUGCAUCGCUUGGGUCAGAAUCCGCAGGGCGUGCUCGAUCUGUCGCGCAUCAUGUUAACCGAUGACUAUUUUAGUGAUGUGAAUCCGCGCAGCAUGCGUCGUCUCAUGAAUGUCAUCUACAUAACAGUGCGUCUACUGAAAGCAUUCCAAAUAGACUUUAGUUGGUAUCGUUUAAGUUCUUGGAUCAAUUUAACGGAGCAGUGGCCACUGCGCGCCAGCAUGAUUGUGCUGCAACACGACAACUUCAUGGAUUCAUAUGACGAUAAUGUGUCGUUGCAAGCAGUCUAUGAAAAAGUACGCCCAAAAAUCGCUUGUCUACGCGAGGCAGCACCAUUGCUCGAGCUCGAUCGCGAUGAGCGCAAAUUGGAUGCAUUCUUGCAGUUGCAUAAAUCGGAUUUGUUAGUGGCGGAUUUGCGCAUAUUUCUGCCUUUCACAAUCAAUCUCGAUCCAUAUUUGAGAAAAGUUUUGAAAGAGGACCAACAAUCGAUCGAAGAUGAAGGCACGCUAAUGCUGCAGAAUAAGCCGAGCAUUAAUCCUGCCGUACGCAUACCCCCACCAAUACCGACGUAUGUGCCUUCGCCUGCUGCUUAUCCCCCAUAUCAAUUAUUCCACAACGACUAUGAGUUGAGACAUCGAAAUGCCAGUAUAAAUUCAGAACCGGCAAUGACGCCGCUAAUCGGCUCGCCAAGUGAUUCGUUUGGUGAUGACGUGCUGCAGACAAAACUAUCCGACCUAACGGUUGAAGGUGUCGUCAGCUUGCUGGAACGCGUCGAUGACUUGCGUCCCGCCUUACCGAAGUUGUCACCUAUUCUCAAAGAGAAUGCCAUAAAUGGGCGCGUACUGAAAUACUGCGAUAUCACCGAUCUGAAAGGGGUGCUCGGUCUCAAUUUUGGCCACUGGGAAUUAUUUAGACUACUUAUAAACACACUGCGAGACUGUGAAAAAUUGCAACGUAAAUUCAAACCAACACCGGCGAUAGCUGAUGUGCCAGCCCCAAACACGACGGCACCAAAAGACAGCACAGACACACAUACGCUGGCGCCGAGUCAACCGCAUUCACGUAAAAACUCAACCACCAGUCAUAUGGAAAAGCAGGUCACGCUGGAGGAGCAAAUGAUUUGCGGCGCAUUGCAAACCCUCAACGAGGAAGCCUUCGAGGAUGUGGCGAGCAGUGAGCGACCCAGCCCAUCGGGUUUGCCUACAGGUGAGAUGUUAGCUGCAGCUGCACAACUGCAAUUAGCGCCCAUACGCGAGUCAUCGGAAUUCGGUUCACCGUCCGAUGACCUCAAAUUUAAUCACUUCCUACAGUAUGCCAACAAUAACAACUACGGCAAUUUUCAUACACAACAAUAUAAUCACAGCGACAGCACGCAUUCGCUGCAAAGUAUUGGUAUUGGUGGUGGUGGUGGUGGUGGUGGUGUCGGUGGUAAUAACACUAUUCAUAUGGGUAAUGGAGGCACUGGCGUUUUUAAUACUGGUCAUGUUGGUGGUGGCAUUGGUGCUGGCGACAUGUAUAAGUUGCGUCAUAGUAUUGUUGGUGAUGCCAGCACCCAAGCUGCCGUACAAUUGUUGGCUAAUCAACAACAACAACACCAGUUGACAGCUGGUGGGCAUGGUCAUCAUCGCAAUCAGCGCCAUCACUCUGUAGGUGAUGAUUUGCUCUAUGAAUCCCUAAUGCCACAACAGCAACAACUGCGUUUGCCUAUACAACAACAACAUCAGCAACAACAACAACAACGCAAUACAGUACCAACAGUUGUUGUCAUACCAAAUACAAAUGGUGAUCACGAUAUCAGCGAUACGCCUCUAUAGUAAAGCAAAGGGAUAGAUUUCAAAAUAUUUAUAUUUUCGAAAUUUCGAACAUUCUUUUAGAAAAUACGCAAUAUUACGGUGCCAGUAACAAAUGCAAUUAUCUAAACUAGUACAUACAUAAAACUAUACAUAUAUAUAUAUAUAUAUAUUGUAUUGUGAAUAUCGGUCACAAACCCUCCCAGUACUGCACCACUAAUAGCACACAUGUUGUUGGCACAGAACCGUACACACACACAUACACACGUACACUCAAAGGCACUUGAAGUAUUUAAAUCUUUGUGUAUAUUUGUAAGGUUACAGCGCCAUGGAAUGCACUCAAAGCCCAAGAAGUUUUAUAUUUUAUCCAGUCUUGUCGCGUUAUAUAAAAACUGUUAUUUGAAGCUCAAUGUAGCGCAGUAUUAAACCCCGUCUUUGUGUAGUAGCUGCUUUAGUUUCGAUUUUUGACAACAUUUUUAAUGCAUUUGACGAGUUCGUAAUAUUUAAAAAAUGCUCAUUAAAAUUGCAACAAAUAAAUUUUAAUUAAAAAAAGACAAGUAUAUGUAAGUUAAAAUCGAUAUGAAUAUUUUUUAAAACUGCAAAUGCUUGACGAUUAUUGUUUCAAUAAGAAAAAACGUUAGCUUCGGCUGCACCGAAGCUAUAACACUCUUCACAGGUGCUUUUUAUAGCGUAAAGAUGUAUAAAAAGAUCUUUAUCUUGAUUUUGAUCGGUCAGUUUAUAUGGCAGCUCUAUGCUACAGUGUUCCAAUCUGAACAAUUUCUUCAGAGAUUGUAGCGUUGCAGUGAAUAACAAUUUAUGACAAGAUAAUUUGUCAAGUAAUAAAGUUUUCCAUGCAAGCACUUGAUUCCGAUCGUUCAGUUUGUAAGACAGCUAUAUGCUAUAGUUGUCCGAUCUGUACAUAUUCUUCAAUUCAACAAAUGUAAGUAAUAAAAGGACAUGUGCAAAAUUUCUGAUCGAUAUAUCAAAAACUGAGAGACAUGUGCGCAUUUAUACAGAAGAACAUGGCUAAAUCGACUGAGCUCGUCAUCCUGAUCAAUUAAAUAUCAUAUAUACUUUGUACGGUCUCCUUCAAAACUUAAAAUAUUAUAAUUUUUAAAAUACCACUUUUCAAGAAAAUUUAUUUUAAAAGCGAUUUUAGGACCUUAUACUAAAUACAGAAAAAACGCUAUUGAACCAAACCAAUUUUUUUCGAGAAUUUAGGAAGUAUUUUCUCCGUUUUUCAAAGUUAGCCUCCCAAAUUGAAGUAUUUGCCUUCGAAAUUGUGCUUAUUGAAUUUAUCAAUAUUAAUUAUAGCAUACAAGUUCUUAAAAAAGUUAAUUUAUUAUAUAUAAUAUAAUAAAAAUGCUAUAAGAGCCUUAUUCUCAAAACACAAUCGAAAAAGAAAUAGAUUAUAAUGAAUUGUUAAAAACUUUAAAUUUUUUGUCUAUUUAAAUAUCUAAUAUCUGUCUAUCUAAUUUAAAAACAAUUUUUGAGAGAUUUUGAUAUCAAAAAAAAAUAUUUUUUGUUAUUUUAUUAAUACCUACAGUAUUUUUGAAUUUUUAUUUUGUGAAUAGAGAAUAGAGCUUCUAAACAAGCUUAAUAUAUUUUUCAAAAACUCUUUAAAUUUAAAGGUUUGGCUCUUCGAUUAAUUGAAUUUAUGUAUUUAUAGAAAGAAACCCCGUUUAUUUUGGCAUAGUUAAAAAUAAUUAGACGUCUACCACAUAUGCACAAUUUAGCUACAUACAUAUACAUUAAUCAUAUGCUAUGAAGCAAACGAAAACUCAACUCUACAUAUUAAGGUUACAUUUUAGAAAACCAGAUCAACCACAAUGGUAAUUAAUUUACAAUAGAACAGUUGUAAAACUACAAAUCACAGACGGAAAAGAACAAACCAAACGACUCUGCUCUUCAAAUAGAAUCUUAACAACAACUAUUUAUAUUUUUUUACUCACUUACAUAUAUACUUUUGUACAUGCUUGCAUGCAUAUGAAUCUGCUUAUUUGAACUAAAACUAAAUUUUUAUUAAAAAGAAAUGGCUACAUUAAUAAUUAAACGUUAAAGAAACAACAAAACUACAAACAUAUCUCAAGCUAAGCUUCACUUCAAAAGUUGUAAAGGCCUUUAGGUUAGCUGUGAGCAUUGCGUGUGAGAGUUAUUUGAAAUUAGGCUGCAAAUUGGCGUUGCAAAUUUAAUAAAAUGAAAUACAAAUUAUUAGAAACGAGAAAAAUUUGGUGUUGAAAAAAUUCGCUUUAAAGCAUAAAAUAAAAAUAAUUAUGAGAAUUUGUCACCUACACAACACAACACAACUGUAAAAGUACAAGUACAGUAUAUAUCUGCGUUGAUUUUCACUGACCUCUUACCUAUAAUGUUGAUGGAUUUUUAAGCGAAGCUUUUCCAUAUAAGAAUUUCACUGGAAGUUCUCUCAAGAGGCAACCUUUAUUAGAAAAGAUUUGUUUAAAUUGCAAUGCGGCCAUGAUAUUAAGUCUCGACCCACCGAAUGGCAGUUACAAAAUCGUCUACUAAUAUAAAAGCGAAAAUAACUACAAUCUCGCAGCAAAAAUUCAAACGAACUAAUCUUUAGUAUGUUAGAUAGGGAAAAUAUGAUUUUAUCGGUCUAAGAAUAAUCUAUUAACAAACUAAAAAUGUGUCUGAAAGUAUAUAUAUAUAUAUAUAUAUGUCAUAAAAAGUACCAAAAAUGUAUGCUAACCGUGAAAAUUUUGUUCAACGAUUGUUUUCAUACAUUAAAGUUAAUUGAUGAUUUUAAAAUCACAUUCCAUUACAUUUAUUGGCAGACUCAAGUUAUGUAUGUAUGUUAAUAAAAGUUGAAUCACAUAACUUGCAUGAUGACUGGAAAUUUUAGUUUAACAAUAAGCAAAUGGAAAUAUUUUUUAACUAAUUAUUGAAGUUUUUACUGAGUUUAUAUCGCAUUUCUUACUAUUUUCAUUACUUUUUUAUUAUAACUCAACAGUAUUUUAUUUGACUUGCAAUUUUACCAGAUUAUAUUUUUCACAUAUAUUUUUAUGCACACGAACAUUACACACACAUACACAUACCUACGAAUGUUGAAUUAAUUAACUACAUACAUUAUUUUGCAUACAAAAAUAUUUGUUACUAAUAAUAAAGUGCUGAUGCAAACAUAAAUAACUUUAAAAAAAAACAGAAUAUCACAAGCUAUAACUCUAGUGCAGCGAGCUUUGAAGCUACAUAUUUUAAACUAAUUUAAUGCAAAGACUUAAAUUAAAAACUAUCAUGAAUGCAUGUUUAAUUGUUUAAGCAAAAAUAACCCUUUCAUAAACUAUAAAAAAAUACAUAUACAGCAUAUGAAAAAAGUAUGCAUACAAUGAAUAAAUGUUUGUGAACCUAACCGAUGCCUAGAGUACAUACAAACAAACAUACAUAGGUAGUUACACACAAAUAGUAUAAUAUCAUGUAUAGACUUACUAACUGUGGUAGCGUUACAUAAAUAUAAUAAAAACAUGCUAAAACUAACUGUAGAGUAUUGAAAAAAA
Messenger RNA from Bactrocera oleae (olive fruit fly), 9609 nucleotides. RefSeq names its product Ankyrin repeat-rich membrane spanning (gene Arms). Gene Ontology annotation, molecular function: protein kinase regulator activity; PDZ domain binding. The record is from RefSeq and is a predicted model, not a curated record. NCBI's taxonomy places the organism in Eukaryota, Metazoa, Arthropoda, Insecta, Diptera, Tephritidae.